Talaromyces amestolkiae is the source of this 1794-nucleotide messenger RNA. RefSeq lists its product as uncharacterized. The transcript has 7 exons. The coding region runs from base 1 to 1794 and encodes 597 amino acids. Gene Ontology annotation, cellular component: endoplasmic reticulum membrane. Gene Ontology annotation, molecular function: spermidine transmembrane transporter activity; spermine transmembrane transporter activity. The record is from RefSeq and is a predicted model, not a curated record. Gene Ontology annotation, biological process: spermidine transport; spermine transport; transmembrane transport. Lineage: Eukaryota; Fungi; Ascomycota; Eurotiomycetes; Eurotiales; Trichocomaceae.
AUGAGCCAGUCGAAAGGUGGAAGGCGGAGGAGGUCGAGCAGCAUCAUCUACCAGGAACCCAUCGAGUCAAAUGAACAGAUGAGUGAUCAAGCGGCACUGCCUAAUUUGAAUGCCAAUUGGGUUAAUGCAAAGGGUGCCUGGACGAUCCAUUUUGUCUUGAUUGCUGCGCUAAAGAUCUUCUAUGAUAUCAUCCCCGGAGUGUCUCAAGAGACAUCGUGGACGCUCACCAACAUCACCUAUAUGUUUGUCACAUUCAUCAUGUUCCACUGGGUACGAGGAAUUCCGUUUGAAUUCAACGCCGGCGCUUACGACAACCUCAACAUGUGGGAGCAAAUCGACAACGGAGACCAAUAUACCCCUGCGAAAAAGUUCUUGCUUAGCGUGCCUAUUAUUCUAUUCCUCCUCAGCACUCAUUACACCCACUAUGACUUGACCUCUUUUCUCAUCAAUUUUUUGGCUACAUUAGGCGUUGUCAUUCCUAAAUUACCCAUCGUGAGUGACUCCGACUUCUUUCCUUAUGAUGUGCUAGAUGCUGACUUUCCCAGUCUCACCUUGGACAGCACGGGCCUAAAAGAGAGAUUCAUGAUGAGCCUGUUAGAAGAAGGAAAUGUUUUUUCGGGCCAAAACAACCCUCAGCAUGAAUCAUCAAGUUCGGAAGACACAGAACCAAAGCGAGAAGACAAAAUAUCAGAUGCGCCAGAAAACAGUGUCGAGUGGGCUUGGGAAGAUGAUCCAAAAAAUCCGUACAACUGGCCUACUAAAUUAAAAGUUCGACAAGUCGUUAUGAUGGCUUCUGCGGGAUUCACGACUACGGUCGCCGUAUCAAUACUAACUCCUGCUCAUACCCAAUUCAUGCAAGAGUUUGGAGUUAGCAGUACUGUGGCGAUUCUACCAUUAUCUCUCUAUGUUUUUGCUCUUGGACUUGGCCCUGUGAUUGGGGGACCAUUAUCUGAGACCGUUGGCAGGUACCCUGUCUACUUUGGGACUACCUUAUUCGGCACGCUUUUCAGCCUGGGUGCUGGAUUCUGCCAGUCUUUCGCAGGUCUCUGUGUUCUGCGUUUUCUGGCUGGAUUUUCCUUCGGUCCAUCCCUGGCAAUUGGUGGUGGGACGAUAAAUGAAACAUUCAAACCUGCUCAACGGGCAGUUCCUUCUACAAUAUACAUUCUGGCUCCAUUUCUGGGCCCUGGGCUGGGUCCUGUUAUUGGGUGCUUUGUCGUUGACCGCAAAGGUUGGCGCUGGACCCAAUGGACCAUCUGUUUCUUCGGCAUCUUCACCAUGCUUACGAUCAUGACCUGCCGAGAGACAUUCCAUCAGGUCCUCAGGCGCAGGAUUGCGAAGGCAAAGGGUUUGUCAAUGCCGACGCCUACACCUCUUUCGUCGCAACUCCGACUCUUCGCAAGCACUGCCCUUUUGCGCCCAAUCCAAAUGCUAUGCACGGAGCCAAUCGUUGCGCUUGUUUGCUUGGCUUCGAUAUCAUGGGUCAGUCCCGUUAUUGCAAUCAUGAUCUUCGCCUGGGGGAAUCUAUGUGUUUUUGUCAGCAUGAUCCAGUACCUUGUCGAUACUUAUCAUGGCCAGACCGUCGCCAGCGCUAUGAGCGCCAAUAGUCUGGCUCGAUAUGGGCUUGCCGCCGCUUUUCCGCUGUUCACGAUACAGAUGUAUUCAACGCUCGGUAUUGGUUGGGCGUCAAGCUUAUUGGGUUUCAUCGCCAUUGCACUCUCCCCAGUUCCCUGGUUAUUCUACCUUAAAGGUGAACGACUGAGAGCUCUUAGUAGUUUUGAAACAGCGACUUCAUAA